Molecule: messenger RNA, 1803 nt
Organism: Symbiodinium necroappetens
Lineage: Eukaryota; Dinophyceae; Suessiales; Symbiodiniaceae
Source: the annotation of a GenBank genome assembly
AUGGCGAAGCGCUGGCAUCCGGACAAGAAUCCGAAUUGCAGCUCCUGCCAGGAGACAUUCUCAAGGAUAGCUGUGGCCUACGAGACGCUGUCCGACGAGUCAAAGCGCGCUGCUUAUGACGAAGCCGGCGGUGCAGCGAGCUCCGAGUUGACGUCCCCCAAGAGCGUGCCCUUGAACAGAGGCAACUUCGACGAGCUGGUGACGUUCUCCAAUGACGUUUGGAUCGUGCAGGUUUUCCGACCAGAUAAUCCCCACUGCGCGAGCUUUCACCCUUUCUGGGAGAAUCAGAUCCAGAAGUACCAGCACUUGGUCCGUUUCGGGCGCAUCGACGUGACCGACGACCAGGCCAAGUGGCUUCCUUUGAAGGUACGUGUGCUUCCGACUGUCCUGAAGUUUGGCAGGCAUUUGGGAGCCGUGGAGAUUUUCCCUGUAACGCAGAUGCAUGAAACUCCACAGGCGCUCACGAAGUUCGUGCUCACCUCCUUCCCGAACAUCGGGUUGCCGCUCAGCUCGGACCGGAAUGCGCUGACAUCAUGGUUGGGCAGAUCAACUCGGCGACACAAGGUGCUCUUUGCUAUCCCGGGCAAGAGUGAGGAGGAGCGGUACAAGUCCCACCUGGUCCCGCGCAAGCUCGCGGCCCAAUGGUCCGAGGUCUUCGAGGUCCGGUCAGCUGAGACCGAGCUUUUGCACGCUUUGCCGGCCGCCCAAAGAAAAGGCGAGAGAUGCGCUGUGCCCAAGUUGGGCCUGAAGUCACCUGGACUUGGACCUGCAGGUGAAGGCAGCUUUGCCGAAGGAGGCGCCGCUGCUCUGCUCUUCCCGGCACUUGGGGGCGGCACCGAGCCAAAGGCGGCCGCGGCCUUUGCCUGGCCGACAGGAGAGGAGGAGAUGGUCUUGGAGCUGAUGCGCUUCACGGAGAUGGUCGGAGUCUCCCUCAGCGUGCAGAGUGCAGAGUUGCUUUGCCGCUCAUUGGCGAUGCAGAGGGUUCCCUGCUUAGAAGCGAUGAUAGUUAAGACCCAGCUUGUGACCUUUGUGCUCGUCGUGUCAGACCAUGUCUACUGCCUGGUGCUUUUGGAUUCCCCGACCGCCGCCUUGGCGCGAGCGGCCAGCGGCUCAGCCCGCGACCUGCAAGAGUCCCGGGCCACGUACCAGGGAGAGGUGGCACAGAUUCGAGAAAGCGGCGGGGAGGUCGCCGAGGAUGAGGACAAUUUCGUGAUUCCAAUCCUCCGGCUGCUGCGGCACUCCUCGGGCCUGGAGCCCUCCGUGGCCUCCUGCUUCGCUCCGAAGUUUCCGCAGGUGGAGAGAGCCCUCGCUGGUUCCUCGGCCUUCCUCAUGGACUUAGACACCCAUCGCCUGGCACCACUCCGGCUCAGCCUCUCCUCCUUCAAGGGCCUCUACCCCCAGAUCGCCUACGAGGACAGCCUGAACUGGGUGGAAGCUUUGGAGAUCCGCUCCUUGCCAGACUGCAGCGAGGGCGUGCGGCAGCGCUUCGUCAGGCAGCUGUCGCAGUCCUCCUUCACGGAGCUGCUCUGGCAGCUGAUGUUCUCACUCUUCCUGCUGGAAGUGAUCGCGAAAGCCCUGGCAAGCGGGUCAGUCUUGUGGUGGCUAGGCGGGACCAUCAGCCUGAACAAGAAGACACCACAGACGCAACAAUCAGCAAGUCUGGCAAUCAUAUGCAACCACGACGUCUUUCAUCAAUUGCCAGCAGAUGGCUCUGGUGCUUUCUCGUGUUCGCCAGGUGCAUCUGGCAUGGUCGUUGCCACGCUGUCCAGGCACAGCGCGUGGGAGUCUGGAAGGUUGUGCUAG